AUGCAGGCCGGUGGACAGACCCCAGUGUUUGUUAUGAACACGGCCCCAGAGAGGCAGUCCGGACGAAAAGCACAGAUCUCUAACAUUACCGCUGCGAAGACUGUAGCAGACGUGAUUCGGACAUGUUUGGGCCCAAAGGCGAUGUUGAAGAUGAUUCUGGAUCCAAUGGGUGGUAUUCUGUUGACGAACGACGGAAAUGCUAUUUUGCGAGAAAUCGAUGUCGCACACCCUGCGGCGAAAAACAUGAUCGAGCUGAGCCGGACACAGGAUGAGGAGUGCGGUGACGGGACGACGAGCGUGAUCAUUCUUGCUGGCGAAAUCCUUGCCCAGUCUCUCUCUCAGCUCGAACGCGACAUCCAUCCGGUAGUCAUCAUUUCGGCGUACAACAAAGCCCUGAAAGAGGCACUUGAGAUCAUCAAGCGCAUCUCCAUUCCCAUCGACACGUCGAAUGAUGAGGAGAUGCUCUCGCUUAUUAAAACUUCUAUCGGCACGAAGUUCGUUUCGCGCUGGUCUGACCUGAUGUGCAACCUCGCGCUGCAAGCGGUCCGCACUGUCGCGCAAGAGGAAGGUGUAAACAAAACUGUAGACAUCAAGCGCUACGCGCGUGUAGAGAAAGUACCCGGUGGGGAGAUCGAAGACAGCAAGGUGCUCAGAGGCAUCAUGCUUAACAAGGACAUCACACACCCCAAAAUGCGCAGACGAAUCGUGAAACCGCGCAUCGUUCUCCUGGAUUGCCCGCUAGAGUACAAGAAGGGAGAGUCUCAGACAAAUAUCGAGAUUUCCAAGGAAGCCGACUGGGCAAGAAUUCAGGAGCUCGAGGAGGAGCAGGUCAAAGCGAUGGUUGCCAAAAUCCUUGAAUUCAAGCCUGAUCUUGUGAUCACAGAAAAAGGCAUCUCUGACUACGCCCAACAUUUCUUGCACAAGGCAAAUGUCUCUGCUAUCCGACGAGUACGCAAGUCCGACAACAACCGGAUUGCUCGCGCUGUUGGUGCGACAAUUGUGAAUCGUCUGGAAGAUCUACGUGAGUCAGACAUCGGUACAAAAUGUGGUCUCUUCCACAUAGAGAAGAUGGGCGACGAGUACUUUACCUUCCUCACGGAAUGUUCUGAUCCCAAGGCAUGCACGAUCCUUCUCCGCGGCCCGUCAAAAGAUAUUUUGAACGAAAUUGACCGCAAUCUCGCUGAUGCCAUGUCCGUGGCGCGUAACGUUGUCUUCAAUCCCCUCCUGGCACCAGGAGGCGGGGCGACCGAAAUGGCGAUCAGCGUGGGCCUUCAAGCAAAAGCACGCACCAUUACAGGCGUGGAGGGUGGACCGUUCCGUGCUGUCGCCGACGCGAUGGAAGUUAUUCCGCGGACACUGGUGCAGAACAGUGGCGGGAAUGCGAUCAGGGUGUUGACUGAGCUGAGGGCGAAGCAUGCGAACGGCGAAAAUUCGUGGGGCAUCAACGGUGAAACUGGGAAGAUCGUCGACAUGAAGUCGUACGGACUGUAUGAGUCUGCCAGCGUGAAGAUCCAAAUUCUGAAAACCGCUAUUGAGGCCGCGCGGGUGCUUUUGCGCGUCGAUGAUGUCGUUCAAGCAGCGCGGAAAGAUAGGGACAGAGAAUCGGGCGGCCCCCCUCCAGAAGAGAUGAUGGAGAAUUAA
Messenger RNA from Sparassis crispa, 1641 nucleotides. Its product is annotated as T-complex protein 1 subunit gamma. Gene Ontology annotation, biological process: protein folding. Gene Ontology annotation, molecular function: ATP binding; ATP hydrolysis activity; ATP-dependent protein folding chaperone. The transcript is spliced from 9 exons. Gene Ontology annotation, cellular component: chaperonin-containing T-complex. The record is from RefSeq and is a predicted model, not a curated record. NCBI's taxonomy places the organism in Eukaryota, Fungi, Basidiomycota, Agaricomycetes, Polyporales, Sparassidaceae. The coding region runs from base 1 to 1641 and encodes 546 amino acids.